UAGGACUGCCAGUUGAUGCAACCGAAAGCUUAAACAGUUUUAGAGAGUCAAAGGCCAACACGAACAAUUAUUAAGAAAAUUAUGCUGUUAUUAUCGGUACUCUGUAGUUUGCAUUGAAAUGUCUUAACAUCUCCGUUUGUUGUUGGAUAAAACACACGUGUUAAUCUUGUAUUUAUUCUGACAAGCUAAUGUAGCUAGCCUGUUUGCUAGCCAGGAAGAGUUGACAUCUCACUGUUGGCUUCAGGUUAGCUAACACAGUCAACAUAGGAGCUAAUAUUAAGAGAUGCGGCUAAAGGACCCCUUCUCUUUGAAAGCCGCCGAUAUGACUAAGCGGACUAAUAAACCGAGGAAACCUCGAGAUGAGGAGUCAUCAGAUGAAGUCAGCGGGUUGACAUGCCAGCAUGUGAGUAAAGCAGUGGACCUGAGCUCAGUGAAGAAGUCGGUGCUCUCCAACGUGUGGGUGGUGUGCUCUGAGUGCCUAAAGGAGAGGACCAUGAUCGAUGAAGAGCCAGCAGCAUCCCAUGACAUCCUUGUGUGCUUAAAGUGUGGCUUCCAGGGCUGUAACCAGUCUGGGGUCCAGCACUCUGAAAAGCACCACCAAGCUUUCAAUCCGGAGUCUCACUGCAUCACCAUCAGCCUGAGCACGUGGAAGGCCUGGUGCUAUGAAUGUAAUGAGGAGCUCUCCACUCACUGCAACAAGAAGGCUUUGGCUCAGACGCUGGACUUUUUACAAAAGCACUCCGUCAAGGCUACAUCAGGAGCAUCACCCAAAAUCAUCAAGCUGCAAGAGGAUCCAUCAGAUUAUGCCGACUCGGCCAAAGGCAAGAGUCCUGCCACCAACAGCACCUUGGUCCCCGUCAAAGGCAUAAACAACCUCGGGAACACCUGCUUCUUUAAUGCUGUCAUGCAGAACCUGUCUCAGACACACAUGCUAAUCGACCUCAUCCAGGAAGUGAAGGAGAAAGGCUUCAAACUGAGGAUCAGCCCCACUGGUGAAACCAAUGUGGGUCCGUUGACAGUAAUGCUGCCCAGCCCAGAGCCCCUGACGGCGGCCAUGUUUCUCUUCCUCCAGAGCAUGAAGGACCCAGGGAAAGGCCCGGUCAAUCCCAAGAUCCUCUUCAACCAGCUCUGCCAGAAGGCUCCGCGUUUCAAGGGCUACCAACAACAGGACAGCCAGGAGCUUCUGCACUACCUCCUGGACUCCAUACGAGUAGAGGAAACUAAAAGGGUGAAAGCCGCAAUUCUGAAAGCCUUCAACAAUCCCACAGAGAAGACAGCAGAUGAGGACACUAAACGCCAAGUUAAAGCGUACGGAAAGGAAGGCGUGAAGAUGAACUUCGUUGACCGCAUCUUUGUAGGGGAGCUGACAAACACGAUCAUGUGUGAAGAGUGCGAGCAUAUCUCCACCGUGAAGGAGGCUUUCAUAGACAUAUCUCUACCUAUCAUAGAGGAGAGGAUGUCAAAACCAUCCAACCCCAGUAGGCUAGGAAAGGUUGUCCGGGAGCAGGAGGCCCAGGUGACGCACAGUGACCAGAUUCAGUCUGCAGCGCACUCUGUCAACAGAAACACCAAAAAGCUGGGUGCGCAGAAGCAGCAGAGCAGGAGGUCUUCAAGUUCUGUGGAAGAGAAGGGAGUAAGCUGCAGUUUGGAUCGGCCGGAGGAGGAGGGCAUACCUGCUGGAUCUGCCCGCGGGAUCUCUGUUUGCAAGAUGGCCGCCGCCGGCAGCCUAUCAGACGCCAGUGAGAGAGACUCUGGUCCUCAGGACAGCAGCAAUGACGCUGACAGCGAGGCCUCAGAGAGCGAGUGGGCCCCGCGCAUCUCCUCCAGCCACAGCCACGGACACAUGACCACCCCGUCGUCCACCUCCACCCUCACUCCCUCCCCUACGCCCGCCUGCUCCACCUCCCCCUCGCCUUCAUCCGCCAUGAAGCAUGGCAGCGCUGUGGAGCAGCUAGUUACCGCCGUGUCCAAAGUGAACCUCGGCUUCGCCUCCGGGGACUGUUCCCCCCCCACACACUGCUCUCCAGAGGAGGCUUCUAACCUCCACCAUCAGCACCACCAAGGGGCGUUCCAGGCGCUUUCCCAAAGUUACACGCCCAGCUCCAAGGAGUGCUCCAUCCAGUCCUGCCUCCACCAGUUCACCUCCGUGGAGCUGCUGAUGGGCAACAACAAGCUGCUGUGUGAGAACUGCACCGAGCGCAGACACAAACAGCUGCGCAAGAGCAGCUCCGCCGACAAGAAGAUGGAGAAGAUUUACACCAGUGCUAGGAAGCAAAUACUCAUAUCCUCGCUGCCUCCUGUCAUCACAUUACAUCUGAAACGCUUCCAUCAGGCAGGAAUGAACUUACGAAAAGUGAACCGCCAUGUCGAUUUUCCCCUGAUCCUGGACCUGGCUCCUUUCUGCUCGGCCUCCUGCAAAAGCCUGGCAGCCGGUGAGCGUGUCCUCUACAGUUUGUACGGGAUUGUGGAACAUAGUGGAUCAAUGCGGGGGGGCCACUACACUGCUUAUGUAAAGGUGCGCGCUCCCCAGAGGAAAAUGGAAGCGCACUACAGGAACCUGUCAGGUCAGGGAUUAUCUCAUUUGAGCUCCUUCAAGACUUUUGAUCUAUGUUCUGUGUCUUUGUGUGUUUACGCUCUGUUGUAUUGUGCAGCAAAGGUCUCAAUAGAUGAAUAGAGGCUUUUGUGUUCUAUAUAAUUCAUGUUGUUUGUGUCAUGAUUCAUCUUCCGGCGCAGACUGAAAACUCAU
Notothenia coriiceps (black rockcod) is the source of this 2746-nucleotide messenger RNA. It is a transcript of the gene usp45, whose product is annotated as ubiquitin specific peptidase 45. Gene Ontology annotation, biological process: protein deubiquitination. Bases 284 to 2674 code for a protein of 796 amino acids. The transcript is spliced from 17 exons. Gene Ontology annotation, molecular function: zinc ion binding; cysteine-type deubiquitinase activity. NCBI's taxonomy places the organism in Eukaryota, Metazoa, Chordata, Actinopteri, Perciformes, Nototheniidae. The record is from RefSeq and is a predicted model, not a curated record.